AUGUUGUCUCUGGCAGAAGUGUGUUUGUGUUGCCCUGCCGUGCGUGGUGUGCCCGAGUCCACUUCCUCUGGCCGCCACAAAACCUGUUGCUCUUCCACCAUGGACUUUUCUUGGGAAGCAAAGAAGAAGAAGUGUGGGUGCUGGGGGAAUUAUAGGCAGGAAGGUGGCAGCUACUCAAUGCGGCGGUGUGGCUGUGCCUCGGCAAUUUUUUCUUUGGAAGUUGGUGACAUGAUGGCAGGUGGAGCCGUGGGCAAUGGAGUGUCGUGGCGAUCAUUUGCACGUGGCCGACCGUACACGCCUUUGGGCACCGUUCAGGACUUCACGGCAUCACCGCAUCACAUACGUCUUGCUGAGAUGCAGCGCGAACUGGACGAAAUGAGCGGUCGUUCACCGACGCACCUCUACGAGGGGCCAACUGUCACCACUGCGCAGGGCCCUCGGCCUCUCUUCGAGGCUGACUUGCGGGAUGAUCCUGCAAAUGACAACAUGCCGGAGCACUUCGUUGCCGCACGUCAACGUCUGAUGACUUUGCAGAGUGACAGUUACGGGGAGUCCAUUCGCGGUGUUGUCUCCCCGCCCCCACCGCCGGAUGCGAACGCCCCUCGAGCAUAUGAGCAGCCCCGAGUGCAGCUGGGCAAUAUUUGGUGGACGGCUAUGACAUUAAUAAUAGUAUCGUUCUUUCUUAUGGCUAGGUUUGGUCGCUAG
Messenger RNA from Trypanosoma cruzi, 705 nucleotides. RefSeq lists its product as uncharacterized. NCBI's taxonomy places the organism in Eukaryota, Euglenozoa, Kinetoplastea, Trypanosomatida, Trypanosomatidae. Bases 1 to 705 code for a protein of 234 amino acids. The record is from RefSeq and is a predicted model, not a curated record. The transcript has a single exon.